AUGGCCGGCGCCGCAUCUCCAAUCGAGGAGCCAUUGCUGGUCCAUCCUAAUUGCCACCGCCGCGGUCUAUCGGAGGAAGAAGCGAGCCUGAACGAGCUGGAGAGCGUGCUGUCCGACCCGCACCUUGGGUUCAUUGACCGGAUCAGGCUGGCCACGUGGGCGGAGUCGAAGCUCCUCGUCCACCUGGCCGCGCCGGCGGUCAUCGUGUACAUGCUCAACUUUCUGAUGGGGAUGUCCACCGAAAUAUUCGCCGGCCAUCUAGGGAACCUCCAGCUCGCCGCCUCCUCCCUCGGCUUCUCCGGCAUCCAGCUCUUCGCUUAUGGCCUCUUGCUAGGAAUGGGGAGCGCGGUGGAGACACUAUGCGGGCAAGCCUACGGCGCCCAAAAAUACGCCAUGCUAGGGAUCUACCUCCAACAAUCCAUCCUCAUCCUCCUCCUCACCGCCGCCGCAAUCUCCGUGGUCUACAUCUUCUCCAAACCCAUCCUGAUAUCCCUCGGCCAGUCGCCGGAAAUCGCCUCCGCCGCCUCCCUCUUCGUCUACGGGCUCAUCCCGGAGCUCUUCGCCUGCGCGGUCAACUUCCCGGUCCAGAAGUUCCUCCAGGCCCAGUCCAUCGUGGCACCCACCGCCUACAUCUCCGCGACCGUGGUGGCGCUCCACGUGGCGCUGAGCUGGCUGGCGGUGUACGGGCUCGGGACGGGCCUGGUGGGCGCGUCGCUGGUGCUCAGCCUGUCGUGGUGGUUGGUGGCGGCGGGGCAGUUUGGGUAUAUUGUGAAGAGCGGGGAGUGUGAGGACACGUGGGGAGGGUUUCGAGGCGGCUCCGAGGUUUUUGCCGGGAUGUGGGAUUUCGCAAAGAUGUCGGCGGCGUCGGCGGUGAUGAUUUGUUUGGAGAUUUGGUAUUUUCAGGUGUUGGUGUUGAUCGCUGGGCUGCUCCCUAACCCUCAGUUGACUCUUGAUGCUCUCUCUGUCUGCUUGGCAAUAUAUGACUCCGUAUUUAUGAUCUCCAUCGGCUUCAACGCAGCCGUCAGCGUGAGAGUGAGUAACGAGCUUGGAGCCGGGAACCCCAAAUCCGCAGCGUUUUCAGUCAUAGUCUCCGCUUCAUUGUCCUGCUUCAUAUCGGUUGUUAUAGCCAUUGCUCUGUUAGCGGUCCGCGACGUCGUCAGCUAUGCUUUCACCGGCGGGGAAGAGGUGGCCGCCGCCGUUUCUGACCUCUGCCCUCUUUUAGCUCUAGCCCUCAUCAUCAAUGGGAUUCAGCCCGUGCUUUCAGGUGUGGCUGUUGGGUGUGGAUGGCAAGAAUUUGUUGCUUAUGUGAAUGUGGGGUGUUACUAUGCGGUUGGCAUUCCUGUGGGAGUAAUUCUUGGUUUCUACUACGAUCUGGGUGCCAAGGGGAUAUGGUCGGGGAUGAUUGGUGGAACGGCAUUGCAAACAAUAAUUUUGAUUUGGGUCACUGUUCGGACUGAUUGGAUAAAGGAGGUACCCAUUUCGUUUUGUGAAUAUUGA
Linum tenue is the source of this 1497-nucleotide messenger RNA. The record is from the annotation of a GenBank genome assembly. Lineage: Eukaryota; Viridiplantae; Streptophyta; Magnoliopsida; Malpighiales; Linaceae.